AUGUCGCCAGAUGAAAUAGACCUGGUCCUUUUCAACAGGAACACCUCGAUUCAUUUGGAAGAAGGAAUCAACGUUCUGGAUCAGGUGCUCGGACAUCAGCUGGACCACUGUCAAUCGGAAAUCAAGUGCAUUCAAGAUCUGCCCUCGUUGAUCAAGCAAGAAUACUUGGAAGAUGAAAUAUUCGGCUCUGGGCAGUCGACACCUAUCCAGAGUCCCGCUCGCUCGUCCGGGAACGAAAGCUGCAGUGCUGCUCCACGAAGAGUGAAGGGCCACUACGAUCACUACAAAGAUACCUCUGGGAAGAUCAACCUCGAACUGAUUUCUGAUGAAAUGGAGCGUGCACGAGUGGAAGCAAAACGAGUGAAAAACCGAGAAGCAGCAGCCAAAAGCCGUGCGAAGAAAAAAAAGCAAACCGAGGCGUUAGAAAAGAAAGUGGGAGUUCUUCGAGCGGCGACGAACGAAGUAUCGGAAGAGAUUCACCUGCUGAGGGAGCAAGCAAAUGGCCUACGAGCAAUUCUGAGUGAGCAUGAACGGCUGUGUGGAGCAAGUGGUGGCUACGAAUCAGACUAA
Molecule: messenger RNA, 570 nt
Organism: Oikopleura dioica
Lineage: Eukaryota; Metazoa; Chordata; Appendicularia; Copelata; Oikopleuridae
Source: the annotation of a GenBank genome assembly